Torulaspora globosa is the source of this 594-nucleotide messenger RNA. RefSeq names its product Rcn1p (gene RCN1). Gene Ontology annotation, biological process: calcium-mediated signaling. The record is from RefSeq and is a predicted model, not a curated record. Lineage: Eukaryota; Fungi; Ascomycota; Saccharomycetes; Saccharomycetales; Saccharomycetaceae. Gene Ontology annotation, cellular component: nucleus; cytoplasm. Gene Ontology annotation, molecular function: calcium-dependent protein serine/threonine phosphatase regulator activity. The transcript has a single exon. The coding region runs from base 1 to 594 and encodes 197 amino acids.
AUGGCAGGCGUCACCAACACAAUUAUCGUAACGUCAAAUGCAGACAAUGUGCUCGACAAGACUGAGCCGUUGAAGCGGUGGCUCUCCGACAAGGUGCUCACCAACAUACCCAUAACCUCGCGCAAUCCCGUCGAGAUGGUCGUGCUGAGAGACUUCCAAAGAGUGAUGAUCAUAAGCCCGACAAGAGAGGCCUCACAAGAGAUACUGCGGGCGUUGCAGAACGGCGGGACGCCGUUCUGCCUCGCCUACGCCUACUCGCAGACAGACACCUGCGACCGCGACUCGCCAGAUUACCUGACGGUCCCCAAGAGUGAAAAAAUGUUCCUGAUAUCCCCGCCGAGCUCGCCUCCGCCUGAGUUCGACUACGCGCGCUGCGAGCAGCCCCCGCCGCCGUCCCACGUCCAAGGGCUGCCCCACGCCGAAGGCAGCGAGUUUCUCACUUUGCUCGACAACAAGAUCGCCAGCAUCGCGCUGCAACUAUGCGACACAGAACAACCGCCCGGUCCCCGGACAAGCUCGUACCGCCGCACAGCACGCCCGCCACAGUCCUCGCGACCUCCUGGUGGCCCCAGCGACCUCAGACCGCCGCUCUAG